AGAGCAUUCCACGUUUCUGUGCACCAGAGGGCUGAACAGUCAGAGCCUGUGAGGCAACUUCUGUGCAACCCAGUCAUCUGAGAGAGAACCCAGCUGACAUGGACAGCCUCUUGAUGAAGAGGAAGCUCUUCCUCUACAAUUUCAAGAACCUGCGCUGGGCCAAAGGCCGUCGUGAAACCUACCUCUGUUAUGUUGUGAAGCGCCGUGACAGUGCUACAUCAUGCUCCCUGGACUUUGGAUACCUGCGUAACAAGAUGGGUUGCCAUGUGGAGGUUCUCUUCCUACGCUACAUCUCAGCUUGGGACCUGGACCCAGGCCGCUGCUACCGCAUCACAUGGUUCACCUCCUGGAGCCCCUGUUAUGACUGUGCCCGACAUGUGGCUGACUUCCUUCGUGCCUACCCAAACUUGACCCUCCGCAUUUUCACUGCCCGCCUCUACUUCUGUGAAGAUCGCAAGGCUGAGCCUGAGGGGCUGAGACGCCUGCACCGGGCUGGGGCCCAAAUCGCCAUCAUGACUUUCAAAGAUUUCUUCUACUGCUGGAACACGUUUGUGGAGAACAGGGAAAAGACAUUCAAAGCCUGGGAAGGGCUGCAUGAAAACUCUGUCCAUCUGUCCAGGAAACUCCGACGGAUCCUUCUGCCACUGUAUGAAGUAGAUGAUUUACGAGAUGCCUUUAAAACUCUGGGACUUUGAAGAGGAAGUCAUCAGCAAUAAGAAGACUUCACAAGCAUUUGUUCUUUGAUAUUCAACUCUCUCCCUCACUGUGUAUCUGUGUCUUCUUCCUUCUUUACAUCUCUCUUUCUUCCAGACAUGUCUAAAUAUAAGACAAUUCGUAUUUUUUCUGUCCUAACAGCCAAAUUGAAAAGCUCUCGUGAGAGUACUGAACUGACAGAGUCCUGGACAGCUCAGUUUGAACCUCAUUUGAAACCAGCAAAUCUUCUAAGUGGUUUGUGUGCAGAUCUGGGCCCUCUUGCACAGAAUGAAGGGAGCUUGAAUGGCGGUGGGUCCAGAUUUUGUUUGCUAUGACAGGUUGAAACUAGACAGUAAAAGCCUAAAAUGAAAGCAAAAGAUUUUCUGUCCAACAUUUUCAAGUGUGAGCUGCAGAAAUAGGAAAUCCACUCAAUACCUACUCACUACAUUGAGAGCCAUGGCAGCUCCACAUCAGUGCUGAUCACUGUAUGGACCUCUCACCCAGCCAAGAAAGGAGGCUCCAAAGCAUUUCACUAUGGCAGUGUUUUUCCAGCAUAUAUCUACCAGAAAACACACUUCAUUUCUAAUUUGUAUCAUCCCUCAAACGUUGAUACAUUUGAGACUGUAGCAUUUUAGAUGGUAUUUUAGCAUCCACAUCAGGCACCAUCUGUUUCAUGACAUACUGCAAGGAGGAGCAGUACAAGUCUCACUAACAGUACUCUCCAGUCACAGACCAUUUCUUCCUAGAUCAGACCUGCAAUAUGCUUCAUCCCAAGGCAACUGUCCUCUGCUGGAGGCACCUUGCUUGUUCCAGUUUUACUUGGGGUUAUGUGAGUUCUUUUGAGUAUGGCUUAUAUGACAGAAGGCUUUGACUGUGUACUGUGUUUAAAAGCUUUGCAAUGUGGAAAGAUUAAGGAUUUGCUCCCUGAGUUAAUUUGGUUACUCAAAACUAACAAUUUUGUAGUUUCUUACCUACUCUAGGGAACGCACUUUCACAGGAGGGUUGGACUAUAUGAUCUUCAGAGGCCCCUACCAACCCCUACAAUUCUGUGAUUCUUGAAAUGUCAGGUUAGAAAGCAGCUGGAAAUAGUUGCUGUAAUUGUUUCUCUGCCAUUAUCUACAAGCAUGGAAUGAAAUUGUGAUUCUUGAGAUACAGUCUCCUGUCUUUACAGGCUUUUUAUUGACUACAGUACAUCCAGAUAUGACUAGCUGGUGACUAGACUGAGAGCUGACCAGAAAAAAACAUCCAUCAUGAGUGAAGCUGUACAGCUUGUAGAUGUUUUUUGCAGGGGCAAAACCAGAUCUUCCUGCCUGAUGUUGACUGUGUUUUCUUUAAGGGACCCAAUCAUAUCUGGUUUUGUGGACAGUCUUUACUAAGCUGAAAAUAUGGUUCAUGGUACACACCAACUCCCUGGAUUGUAGGUGAACUGUCCUCUUCAGUUUAACUUACUCAGGCUUUACCAGGGCUAACAGUGUGUCUCAUACUCUGGAGGUGCUCUGUCUUUUCCUUCAUGAUUGCUGUGAGUUCUCUGCUCCAUCCUGUUCCUCUUUCUGGGCACGGCCAAUGUUCCCAUUCUGCUCCUCCCAACGCUUCUUAUAGUGAUGGGCCAGCAGCAAGACAGUGCACAGCUCUUCACCCACAGUGUCUUUUGCUCUGUCAGAGUUGGGUGCAGCACAAGCUUCCUACAACCUCAGACUUCUGAUGUGCUCUGCACUCUCAUUUUGAGGAAUGUGGACCAAGAAUAGCAGUGAGAGCUUUGCAAAGCAUUAAUUUCCAGAUGUGGUGUUAUAUAUUUGUUGGAUAGCAUAUUAUUUAUAUUAAAAAAGUCUUGCAAAAGA
This is a messenger RNA of Gallus gallus (chicken), 2531 nucleotides long. RefSeq names its product activation induced cytidine deaminase (gene AICDA). Gene Ontology annotation, biological process: DNA cytosine deamination; negative regulation of single stranded viral RNA replication via double stranded DNA intermediate; cytidine to uridine editing. The record is from RefSeq and is marked validated. Gene Ontology annotation, cellular component: cytoplasm; P-body; nucleus. NCBI's taxonomy places the organism in Eukaryota, Metazoa, Chordata, Aves, Galliformes, Phasianidae. The transcript is spliced from 5 exons. Bases 99 to 695 code for a protein of 198 amino acids. Gene Ontology annotation, molecular function: RNA binding; cytidine deaminase activity; zinc ion binding.